AUGCAACCUCUUGUCAAACUCUUCGGCCAAGCCAUCAAGUUCAAUAGUUUAGCCUCAACCGAAAGCUCCUCACGACAAGACGAUGCCGUUCCACCUCAACACCUUCGAGCUGCGAGAGCAAACAAGACCAAUUCCAUCACUUCUACGGCGAUCACCACUCAUUCAGUUUUGAAUUCCGUUGGUUCUGUUGGUUCUUCUUCCAACAAUAACAACUCGACUCAUCAUCAUCAACAACAACAACAAACCACUCCCACGACGAACACUUCAUGUUCCUCCUCAACGUCGAGAAGUCAUAACUCCUCUCCUUCCUCCUCUCCCAAACAUGAAGAUGAUGAUGCCUUUAAUACAAUGACUCCUGGAACCAAUUCGGGUUCAGCCUCUCUCGAUGGUUUGGAUUAUCUCUUGUUGGGACAUCAUUCACCUGGUAGAGGUGGUGUAGUUCAUACGCCCUCCUCCUCGACCCAUCCUCUUCAAUAUUCCACCACUGUUGGUUCUACGGCUGUUGUUGGAGCGACGACAACCAUUCAUUCCUCUUGGAAUAAUCCACACUCACACUUGGCCACCUCUGCAAAUAUGCAUCCCUAUGAUUUACAACAACAACAACACUUUUUGAACAUUCCAUCUUACAACAACCCUCGUUUCUCAACGGAGAGUAGUACAGGUUCGAAAGGACUCUCCACCACACCCGUGGAUGCUCAUCAUCCAAAAAAGCAUUUGCCAAGUGGUUCUCUCAUUCGUCCCUAUCAUCACUACAAGAUUUUCUAUUGUGGAGAUAAUCGAUAUAAUCUGUUGCAUGACAUUGCAGUGGAUCAAUUUGUAUUAUCGAAAUCGACAAGGUUGUACAAGAUUGGAAAAUCAGCACCUAUUGAUCGCUUGUCCUUGUCCAACUCUAAAAUCACAUCAACGAGGAGAUCUUCCAAUUCAGCUCACAAUCCUUCUCAACAUCAUCAUCAUCAGCAACAACAACAACCUAAGAACAUCCAGCAACAACAACACUCGUUCAAUAAUUUUCAUCAUCAUCAUCCUCUUCAAGUUACAUCCUCAGCAGCAACAACAGACAUGUUCACCACAAGUGCUGACCAUCAUCAUGACGGAAUGAUGGUCGAUGGCAACACAGAUGCUUCAUUUCUUCUCAAACCACCAGCAAUCUCUCUCUCGCUCGCAGACGAUGAUUCUUCCAUGUUGUUAUCGACGAUGGAACAGCAAUCCUUACCAACAGAGGAUUUCAUGGAUAUCCAACAAGCGAGCUCUUUCUCAAUUUCUUCGUCACUCUUGAAUAUUGCUCCAAUGCCAACCUCCAUUGGCCAACAAUUAUUAUAUUCCUUGUCAACGACGGCGAACAACCUUCCUCCUUCGAAUUUAUGCAACAACGGCCAAAACCAUGCUCCGUCCAUCAAUGAUCAUCCAGAUUGUCACAUGAAAGAUGAUGACAACUACCACAUGCUGUACAAUACCAAUGACGAAAGAGAUUUAUUUCAACAUCACCACCGCCAACAACAACAACAUUUGGAUCCCUCUUUCAUCAUGUAUCAUAAUCCACAACCCUAUUUCAAGAGUUCUGUCGAUAGUGUGACCUAUCUUUCACCUUUCCUUAACAAUCCAACAAUGGACAAUCCAAUUUCCAACAAUCUUUCGACUGACAUUGCCACUAAUGGAGUAUAUUUAACGAAAAUGUCGAGCAACCAUUCGUCGAGCUCUGAAAAAAAUCCUUUCGGAAGUCAUAGCAGCAAUGGAACAUCCUCCUCAUCAAACAAGUCAGGUUCUCGCAGUUCCAUCUUUGGUUCAAGUUCUAGUUUUGCAGAAGGUAUCGAAACGACAGUCAUUCAUCCAAUUGAUAUUCAUCGAUUUUUGUCCUCCUCCUCAUCAGUCAUGACUGCUGCCACUACAAAAACUAACUCUGGUCACAUGUUUGCCAACAACUUUUCUUACAUUACUGAAGAAAUUAUAUUUGUGGCCGCUGGCUUUGAUAGUACAUUUUUCUUGAGUCAAUCCGGAAGAAUUUGGUCAUGUGGUGAAAAUGCUUGUCACCAACUUGGACAUCCUGGAAAUGAUCUUGAUGAAAUUCGAGAUGCACAAUUUUUGAAUAUUAAGGAAAUAUUUUCUCGAGGGGAACAUACAUUAUUCCUUGCCAAUGAUAACAUGACCUUGUAUUCGUGCGGAAGCAACAGAUAUGGACAGUGUGGAGUUGGUACUUUUGAUCCAGAAAUUCGCUCACUUGCAAGAGUCAAGAAUAACAACUUUGGCACUGUUCAACAAAUUCUCCAAGUUGUGUGUGGUUAUGAUCAUACAGUUGUUUUGAGUGCGGAUCACAACGUUUACAUGUGUGGAGACAAUACUGAUUUCCAACUUGGUAACUCAUUCCCUCAACAUGUGAAUACUCUGACCAAGUUAGACACCACAAAAUUCACCAAAUCUAGAAUUGUCAAAGUUCAGGCAGGAGAUUAUCACACGAUUGCCCUCACUGCAAGUGGAGAGGUAUUUGUGACAGGAUCCAACAAUUAUGGAGAAAUUGGUAGCACUGGUACCAAAGAAUGUUUCACUCUGCUGACAGAACUUUACAAAUCGUUUGGCAACAUUACCAUUACGGACAUUUUUUCCAACUCUCUGACUUCAUAUUUGCGUGAUUCGAAUGGCAAUUUUUAUGUGAUGGGAGAUAAUCAAUAUGGACAUGCCGCUGUUGGUUUUGCCAAAGAUGUCAUUCCACCCAUGCGCUCAACAAUUUUAUCAGAUCCAGAUGUUUUAGAUAUUUAUGUUGGAAAGUGUCACUUGGUCUAUACGAAACGCUCUAAGAAAUCUCCACAAGAUGUCGAAGUUUUUUCACUAGGACUUAAUGAAUUUAAUCAACUAGGCAUUGAGUCAGCAGGAGCAGACGAUCAUCAUAUCACUCCUGUUCGCCUUUUGGAUUUGGAGACCAUUUAUCAAUAUCAACAAAAGAGAUGGAGAACCAAACGAAUGAAUAUUGUCUGUAGCACCUAUGCCACCAUUGUGUAUUUCACUCAAAGAAACGAACAAGAAACGACAGAACUUUUCAGACUUUUAAUGCUUUGUCUCAUACAGCCAGAUAAAUGGUUCAAAGCAGUUGAGGGUAAGAAGAAGUUGGAAAUGGGAUUUGAUUUGUUGGGUAUUGAGGGAGGUAAUGUCAACAAUUUUGCUGAUAUUUCCAUGUUGUGUGUGGAGGAUUAA
Messenger RNA from Naegleria fowleri, 3183 nucleotides. RefSeq lists its product as uncharacterized. The record is from RefSeq and is a predicted model, not a curated record. The transcript has a single exon. NCBI's taxonomy places the organism in Eukaryota, Heterolobosea, Eutetramitea, Acrasida, Naegleriidae. The coding region runs from base 1 to 3183 and encodes 1060 amino acids.